UGUUUAUUUUCAUGGAAAGACGUGUCAAAAAGAAAUGAACUCGUUUCAACAUAUGCCUAAUAGAUGUGUCGAGUGUUGCUCACAGAACUACUGCAACAAUAAAGGAUGUGGUGAUACCGGUCUGUCACCACGUGAGCAGCGCGGACCAAUGUGCUACGACUGUCCACACGAAUGGACCCCAAAUGACUGUAACAAACUCACAUUAUGUGAAAAAGAUGAGUCUUGUAGCAUAGAAGAAUUCAGAUGGGGCGAGCAUUCGCAUUUCAAAAUGGGCUGUGCAUAUGGACAGUGCACACCUUCGUCUCGCUCCGUGCAUGUGGUAACACGUUCUUUGCCAGUUUGUCGUGCAUGCUGCACGGAUGAUUACUGCAACCUGAACUGCACAAGAAGCGAUGUGGGAUCUAUCAUUAUUGGUAAGGAUACGAUAUGGUGCGGUGUUAGAAGAAACAAUCACACUCAUAUAAAUGCCGGGAAAAUCACAGUUUCUGAAGUUGUUUUUUUGGGCAGUAAUAUGCCAAAUUAUCAGGAAGUAAUCUUCAGGGAUUUAAAGACGGGUUUUGGUGCCGGUGCACGGGAGGAGUUUAUCUCCAUGUACAGUCAUUUUCAGCCCAGCGGACACUGCAGCAAGGGUGAGGUGGAGAUUUUGUUCUUGAUCUGUAAAUGUACACAUACAUCAGUAUCAGGCAAAGAAUUAGACAAGGAUUGA
This is a messenger RNA of Mercenaria mercenaria, 706 nucleotides long. RefSeq lists its product as uncharacterized. The coding region runs from base 35 to 706 and encodes 223 amino acids. The transcript is spliced from 6 exons. Lineage: Eukaryota; Metazoa; Mollusca; Bivalvia; Venerida; Veneridae. The record is from RefSeq and is a predicted model, not a curated record.